UACUCAAAGUUCCAUAAAAUUUCAAUGAUAUAAAAAGUAUUUUAAAAAUAUUACUUUUACAUCGAAAUGGCGCUCAGAGCAAUCCAAUUCAGAAGAAACAAUAAUAUUAAAACCGCAAGAAACCGAAGUCUAACUCCAAUAAAUCGAGAUAGAUCCGCAAGUAAGCUCUCAUUGGAACUCCACAGAUUGGCCAAGCGCAAAAAAAAGGCUUACAAUCUACUGAGACUGGCGUAUAAAAUUCGAAACGCAAAGAUUCGACAACUCAACAGAUUAAUAACCCAAAAGCAACUAGAGCAGAGAAAUCGAAUGAAAAUGCUGAGAGACCGUAGUUACCAACAAUUUCGCAAACUCUUUCGUCAAAUGAAUCUGGAAAUGGACAAAGAAAUUUGGCAGGCUCAAAAUGUGUUGACCAUCAAGAAAAGAAACCGCGAAUAUAUCAAAAGAGAAAUUAAAAUGAUUAAGAAUCUGGCUAAAAAGUCACCUCAGGCAUGGGCGCACUUUAAGAGUUACAUAAGAAAAAUAGAAUUGGCAAUCGCUGGCAUUAUUCCCAUGGAAGAGGCCCUCAAAAAGAGGCCUAAAGAUAUCCGAAACAUAGAUGGUAUAAGCAAAUCAUCACUAUCGAUUGAUCCCAAAAAUGAAGAAUGUCUUAGGAAAACAUCAAAAAGCAAUUCAAAAAUGAAAUUCAAGUUCCAGAAAAUUCAGCAUGGAGUCUGUAAUCGAACUGUAUAUCCAUCUUGCAAUAUCAUCCAGGGACCUUAUAGUGUUCCAAAGCCUCUAAACUUUAAAAACUGCCACAGAAGUACCUCAUCAAGCAGAAAUCUUCGAGUCAAGGCUUCAGAAAUCCAAAAACAAAAAGACCAGGAAACUUUAAAAUUAUUGAAGCUCAGAGAUGGUUUAAGUGCGGACACUCGCAUGAUACGUCAUCUUGAAAAAUCUCUGAUCUCGAUAAUGAACAAAGUCCAUUCAAAUCGCAACAAAAAGAAGAGUAGAAACAGCAGAAGUCACAUUCUAAUUAAAAAGCGCAGUAAAGUCCGCAGAAAAAGUCGUAGUCGAAGUCAAGCCCGCAGUAAAAGUCUAAGUAGCAGUCGAAGUCAAAGUAAAAGUCGCAGUAAAAACGUACAUGGUAAAAUUUCCAGGAGAGUUCGGAACCAAAGUAAAGUUCGAAAUCCUGAAAAGCACGCACGGCAAAGUCCCCAUGAGAAUCAUAUUUUAAAGCGUGUUGAAAGUCCCACCAAAAAUAAAAGUAAAAUUAGCAUUCAAGUUCGUCAUAGCGAUCAGAAUACCAACGCAAAUAUAAGACCUAGUCAAAUCAGCAGUGACAAUGGCAGAACAAUUCGCUAUAAAAGUCGGUCUCGAACUAAGAGCCGAAUAAGAAAUCGUAGUCAAAGUCGCAGUAAAAAACUGAGUAUAACUCGCACUAAGAAACAAAGUAGAAGUAGCAGUCAACACCGCAGUAAAAAUCUAAGAGCAACCGCAGAUGUAAUUAUCCAAAAAAAUUACACCCAAAAUGAAACCGAAAAACGUACUCUAAGUGAAAAUCAAAUCAUCAAGCAAAGUCACAAAAAAAAUCGUAAUGUAAAACAAAAUCGCAGUAAAAGUCGCAUUAUAAAAAGGAGUAGAAGUCGGAAUGAAAUGAAAACUCUUUUUAAAGGCCUCCCGAAAACGGAAAGUAAAGUGUACAUUUUAAGCCAUAUAGAGAGUAAUACCAGUGCCCCAAGCAGAAGUACUCAUAUACCGUCUUUAAUCCGAAGAAAGAUGUCUUUGGAUAAAAAAAAGUUGCGAAAGGGAGAGAAAACCUCAAGCCACUUGAUGCUCAGGGCUGUGAGAAAGUUCAAUAAGUACAGAAGAAAAGAGUCCAACUCCAUGGUUGUGGAUGCAACAGAAACACCUGGCAUUUUGCGGAAAUCUGGGACCUCGAUCAAAACUGAUAUCACUGAAACCCAAAUAGGAGUGGCUCAGCAGCUGAACACUCAUGCUGAAGCUGAGAAACCAGCAGACUACGUCGAGGAACCUGGUAAUAUGGUGGACUUUUUCUCCGUCAAGAAUAGACUUGUUCCACAUGAUAAACACAGAAAGCUUUCCAAUGCUUCUGUUUCAGUGGAUAGAGACGGCGAUGAAGAUCACGAUGCGGAUGAAGAGGAUACUCAUGAUCUUAUGUCCUCCGAACAGGGAGCUGGCGAUGGUCGUUCCGGAAAUAGAAAAUGGGCACCUUCUCAUAGAGUUACUGCUCCCACUCGGUUCACUCAUGACCUGAUUUCCGGAGCUCACGAUUAUGACCUGAGCGAACUUGUGGGAGAACAGGCAGGGGAACUGAAGCAAGUGUUUAGCCUUCUUAUGCAGGACAAAACACCAACCAAGGAAUCCGAUGUGCUCCUGCUAAAGCGGUACAGUCUUCACUCCAAGGGAUAUGAUGAUAUGUUGCAGAAGCUGCACCAUAGGCGUCUAAAAAGGUGUCAUACCGCCUACGAAAAGAUCCUGAACGAGGCGGAGUUCGAGGGGCUCAGGAAGCAAAUGGGUUCCAGAAUGAGAAGGGUCCUGAGGUCGCCUGCCCUUUUGGAAACUGUCAGUAAAGCUUCGAGUUCCGAUGACGACCUUGAGGAGUUCUCGGUAAGCAAGGACUACGAUGUGGAAGGUAUACUCAAACGUUGGCAACAAUUCUUUGAUGAGCAGACCAAAACACCUUUUCAAUUGGAGCUGGAAAGAAAGCAUGAGAAUACCUUGAAGGAAAAUUUAAAACUUCGGAGAAAGCAGAGGUCCCUAUCGCGGGGGUCUUCACGUUCCCGCAGCAAAAGUCCGAGACGUUCUGAUCUUGGCAAGCAUUUCAGUCAUCCACGUUUGACGGCCCGCCAACAAAAAGUUGAGAAGCUCAUUUCACAGUCCUUACACGCUCUCAGUCCAGUAAAAAACCGCUCCAAGUGCUCCAUUUGCGGCUUGAGUCUUAGUCGUAGUAGCUCCAUUAGUCAUCAUAUGGAAAAAUGCUUUUGUGAUUGACCAACUGAAGAUUUGUAGUGAAUAAAAAAAAAGUGUGAUUAAUGAUUACUGGA
Messenger RNA from Drosophila biarmipes, 3044 nucleotides. RefSeq lists its product as uncharacterized. The record is from RefSeq and is a predicted model, not a curated record. The transcript has 2 exons. Lineage: Eukaryota; Metazoa; Arthropoda; Insecta; Diptera; Drosophilidae. Bases 67 to 2991 code for a protein of 974 amino acids.